Messenger RNA from Sporisorium graminicola, 3234 nucleotides. RefSeq lists its product as uncharacterized. Gene Ontology annotation, molecular function: RNA binding. The transcript has a single exon. Lineage: Eukaryota; Fungi; Basidiomycota; Ustilaginomycetes; Ustilaginales; Ustilaginaceae. The coding region runs from base 1 to 3234 and encodes 1077 amino acids. The record is from RefSeq and is a predicted model, not a curated record.
AUGCCGCCCAAGAGGUACUUUGAGCACGACGAUUCUGCUGCAGCAGUGGCUGCUGCUACCGCUGCCUCAUCAUCUGAAGUCGUGGCUGGCACUGCCUCCCCAGCGACCUCAAACGACAAGAAGAACAAACCAAGAAGCAAGGUCAAUGCGACGCUCUUUGUCUCAAGACUCCCUUAUACUGCCACAAGUACCGACUUGCAGACCACGUUCAGCGAGAUUGGUCCCUUGAAGCGAGCUUUCGUUGUCACCGACCAGGCCACGAAGAAGUCCAAGGGUGUCGGCUACGUCACGUUCGCCAUCCCCGAGGACGCAAGCACUGCACUCGAGCAGCUACAGGGAAAGUCGCUCGACGGGGGUAGCAGAAAGAUCCAGAUCAUCUUCGCAGACCAGAAGGAUCCCACCGGCAACAAGCGCACAUCUGUCAAAGAAGAGCCGGACUCGCCGUCCUCGUCAAAGCGACCGCGCACCGAGACUUCCAAGCCCACGCGCUCUUACACUGCAGUCCAGGAGAAGGACGCCGAUGCCGUUCGCACUGUCCUUCUGUCUGGUCUCGCCGCUUGCUCUCCUGCACCGGACUCCAAGCAGAUCUACAAGCGCGCACGAAAGAUUGGCGACGUCGAAAAUGUCAUCUACCCGUCCACCUCUUCUCCCAACCCUAAUGACGUUGCCCACGUCAUCUUCCGCACACCCAACCACGCCAUGACCGCCGUCGAGAAGCUCCACGCCCACAUCUUCAAAGGCGUCCAGAUCAGCGCCAUCCUCAAGAAGCGCGCCGACAAUGCUGCAAAGAUCGCUGCCCACAUGCGCCCAGAAACGCUCGCAAAGAGGGAGAAGAUGCGCCAGGACGUCGAAAAGAACAGCGGAAAGGGAACCAUGCCCGUGCUACUCUCCGAGAUUGACAAGUCGAGCAGGUUGAUCAUUCGCAACUUGCCCUACGAUGUCAAUGAGGCCGAUCUACGAUCCAUCUUCUUGCCUUUUGGUCCCGUGUACGAGAUCACAAUCCCUAAGGUCAAGGCGAAAGAACCCGUUGCUAAUAACGUUUCUCCUGUUAAGGACGAGGACGAAACCAAGUUGGACUUAUCAGCAGAGUCCGAGUCCGGAUCAACGCAGUUGGAAGACGACGCUGACACCGACAAUGCGGAGGACAGCGACGUGGAAGUUGAUGAGGACGAUGCGCAAGACAGCGAUAAAGAGGGCCAGGACAGCGAAAGUGACAGCGAAGACGAAGACGAAAACGAGACGGCAGACGACGAGCAAACAGAAGAGCAGCAAGAAGUCCUGGAAGUGUCGGACAACGAUGGAACUUCGGGCGACGACCUCGAUCCCGCUGCUGUUCCUGCCUCAAAUGUUGUCGUAAAGACCGAGGACGAUGACACCGAGGCACUCCAUACACCAUCCUCAUCGAAUGCCACCGUUCAGCCUGCUUCGACUACAACCGCACCGAAGCACGCCGUCGAAAAGGGCCGUGGAUUCGCUUUUGUCUGGAUGGCAUCGCGCAACGACGCCGCCCGUGCCAUCGAAGCCGUAAACGGCAAGACCAUCCAACAUGGCGCUGCUGAGCGUGCAGCCUACAAGGCAGCCCUCGGCUCUCGUGGUCGUCGCGUUGCCAAAGCUGCGCUCGACCGCGUGCGUGCCAACGCUCAACCCGAACGAACCGUCGCCGUCGACUGGUCGCUCAGCAAAAAGGAUUGGGAAGCCAAAGCUGACGAGUCGGAGAGCGAAGACAACCUCGAGGACGCCGACAGUAAAGGAGAUGCAGCUAGUGGCGACGACGACGAAGAUGAACCGGCAGAACGACCCAAGCUGCCCGCUCCCGAGGAAGGCACUACGCUGUUCGUCCGAAACCUGCCGUAUCAGGCUACCGAGGAGGAGUUGCGCAACCUCUUCCGAACCUUUGGGCCGCUCCGCUACGCCAAGAUCGCCAUGGACAAGGCGUCCAACCGCAGCAAGGGCACCGGUUUCGUGUGCUUCUGGCAAGCCUCUUCCGCCGAUGCCGCGCUGGCACAGGCCAAGAUCAUCGAGCGAGAGUCCGGUGUAUCCGGCUCCAGCUCCACAUCCGCAUCUGUCGCCAACCAGAAGAACCCGUUCGCCAUGCCCUCCGUGCUUACCGCCGAUCCUGCCGCGCCCCUAACGGCGAGCCUGAACCUGCACGGACGCGUGCUCAACGUCAUCCCUGCCGUUGCGCGCGACGAGGCCUCGCGACUCGAGACGAGCGGACGCAAGGAGCGCGAGAAGGGCGACAAGCGCAAUACGUGGUUGCUGCGCGAAGGCGUUCCCUUCCCCAAUUCGGACUUCGCUGCGAAGUUGGCGCCGAGCGAAGUGGAGAAGCGGCUGCAGUCGUUCCAGGUGCGCAAGGCGCAGAUGGGUGCCAACCCGUCGCUGUUUGUCAGCAAGACGCGUUUGUCGGUUCGAUCGCUGCCGCUGUUUGUGUCGGAGCGAAUGCUCAAGAGGCUUGCAAUCCACGCGAUCAAGGCGUUUGGCAGCGAAGUGCGCGCAGGCGAGCGUCAGGAUCUCGAUGCGGACGAAAAAGCUGACCGCACCAUCAGCACGUCGGUGCAGAACCGCAAGCGCAAACCCGGCGAGAGGCCUACGCCGGUUGUGCAAUCCAAGGUCGUCCGCCAGCACGACCGCAUUGAAGCGCUGACGGGGCUGGGCAAGUCGAAAGGCUACGGUUUCCUCGAGAUGAAGUCGUUUAACGAUGCGCUCAAAGUGAUCCGCUGGGCCAACGCCAACAAGACCGUCUCGAAACUCUUCGGCGAAUGGUGGACCGAAGACCUGCAACAGCAAGUCGACCGCAUCGCCACCCAAAUCCACUCGAAGAACAAGUCGCUCGAAGACAGCAAGCCGGGAGAAGCGGCCGACACCCUGCGUGCCGAGGUCGAAGACCUCACCACACGUCGCCAGCGUCUGCGUGCCAAACUAGCCGAGCUCGCCGAAGGCGGUGGCGCGGGUGAAAAGGAACGCGGAGGAAUGCUCAUGAUCGAAUUCGCCAUCGAGAACGUCGUCACCACCAAGAAGCGCGCCGACAAGCUCAAAGCGAUCAAGGAGUCCACCGAACGACGCAAGCAGAGGGACGAGCACGACGCAGAGCUCGAACAGCAGCAAGCCGAACAGCGCAGGAGGGAGGCCCAGGCUGCGAGGAAGAUCGAAGCCGAGAAGAACAAGCCCAAGGGACAUGCUCACGGUCACGUCAUUGGAAAGAAGAGGAAGGAGCGCAGGGCUCGACGUGGUUGA